This is a messenger RNA of Pteropus alecto (black flying fox), 1070 nucleotides long. RefSeq names its product chromosome unknown C19orf66 homolog (gene SHFL). Gene Ontology annotation, molecular function: sequence-specific mRNA binding; ribosome binding. The record is from RefSeq and is a predicted model, not a curated record. NCBI's taxonomy places the organism in Eukaryota, Metazoa, Chordata, Mammalia, Chiroptera, Pteropodidae. Gene Ontology annotation, biological process: innate immune response; viral translational frameshifting. The transcript has 9 exons. The coding region runs from base 128 to 991 and encodes 287 amino acids.
GGAAGGGCGGAGCCUGCCCGGAGCCCCGCCCCCUGCCCUGCGCGCUGCUGGACCUCGUGGCGCGCCCAGGUAGGGGGGCGCCGAGCGCGCAGUGCGGACCCUCGCGGGGAACUGCGUGGUCGUCACCAUGUCGCAGGAAGGUGUGGAGCUGGAGAAGANCGUCAGGCGCCUCCGGGAGAAGUUUCAUGGGAAGGUCUCCUCCAGGAAGGCGGGGACUCUGAUGAGGAAAUUCGGCAGCGACCACACCGGAGUGGGCCGCUCCAUCGUGUACGGGGUAAAGCAGAGAGAUGGACAGGAACUGAGUAAUGACCUGGAUGCCCAGGACCCACCAGAGGACAUGAAGCAGGACCGGGACAUCCAGGCAGUGGCGACCUCCCUCCUGCCGCUGACGGAAGCCAACCUACGCAUGUUCCAACGCGCCCAGGAAGACCUCAUCCCUGCCGUGGACCGGCAGUUUGCCUGCUCCUCCUGUGACCAUGUCUGGUGGCGCCGUGUGCCCCAGCGGAAGGAGGUGUCCCGGUGCAGGAAAUGUAGGAAGCGGUAUGACCCGGUGCCCUGUGACAAGAUGUGGGGUGUGGCUGAGUUCCACUGCCCGAAGUGCCGACACAACUUCCGGGGCUGGGCACAGAUGGGGUCCCAGUCCCCUUGCUACGGGUGCGGCUUUCCCGUGUAUCCCACACGGAUCCUCCCUCCGCGCUGGGACCGGGACAUGGAUCACCGCAGCACCCACACCCACUCCUGCUCAGCUGCCGACUGCUACAACCGGCGAGAGCCCCACGUGCCUGGGACGUCCUGCGCACACCCCAAGAGCCGGAAGCAGAACCACCUGCCCAAAGUUAUACACCCCAGCAACCCCCACAUCAGCAGUGGCUCCACUGUGGCCACCUGCCUGAGCCAGGGGGGCCUCCUAGAAGACCUGGACAACCUCAUCCUAGAGGACCUGAAGGAGGAGGAGGAGGAGGAGGAAGAGGAGGGAGGGCACGGGGAGUGACCCCUGCCAGGUGCAGAUGAAAACCAGACACGGUCUGUGGUUAUUUUGUGUUGUUAUAAAAUAUGAGGUCUAACCAAGA